CAAUGUUUUGACACGUACAAAACAAUGUUCUUGAAAAUAAUCUGCGGAUAAAUUGUGAUGUGAUUAAAAAUGCAGUGCGUACAAUGUGUACAAGUAUGCUAUCAUCAGGGUUUAAAAUAACAGACUAACGUCACUACGUGUCUUUUCACUGAAAUUCUGUUGUUCAGAUUGUCGCCGUAAAAUAUUAAAAUGUAAACAAACAAAAUGGCAGCUGGUCGAUUGAAUACCCAGGAUAAGAAAGACCUGGAGAAAUUCACAAAAUUCUUCAUUUUUAAAAGUCUUCAAAUUAUUGUACAGUCCAGAUUAGGGGAGAAAAUAAAGACAAAGUCGAAACCAUUUUCAUCUGGAGCUGAUUGGUUCAAUUUGGCCAUACGGGAUAUACCUGAAGUGCACGCUGAAGCCAAGAAAGUGUUAUCCGGGCAGCAGCAUGUGCUCAGUCAAAACGUUUGUGUGGAGAUUUCUCUGCAGACAUCCGAGGGAGACACCAUGAUGCUGGAGACCUGGUACAUCAGUCUCAACCAGGAUCAGACUGACCCCAACGUCCGCGUGUCAUUUGCCGUGUACAAUCGAAUGGGCGUCGCCCUCAAGUCCCUGUUCAGUGUGUCACGUGUACCUCCGGCAUACAGACUGGCAAGGCAACAAGGUUUGAACGGCGGUGACUAUGUCAUAUGCUACAGAAUCUACUUGGGUGAUCCACAGUUCUUUCAGCUUGGUGAUGGUUACCAGAUUACGAAAAUUGGAGCUAUUCCGACGCCCACUGGUACAAUAGUGCUCAAUUUAGCAUACAGAACAAAACUGUUGAUAUCUUCAAACAAAUCUAGCAAGGAUGUUAUGUUUAAUGUUAAAGAUGAUCACUUCAAGAGAGAUGUUAGUCCGAAACGGCCAACCACCCCUAAACCUUGCAUCCAAGGCUUUAGAAGGAACAGUUCAACAGAUGAGUUUGGUGUGACUGGCUAUGAUAGGCAGGACCUGUGUUCCACUACAUUCUCAACGAGUCCAUCAGAAGGCAUUCUCUUUGAAAACAGCAAUCUUCCCUCUGCUCAACCCAUGGUUAUCAGUGGAAAAUCCGCUGAAAAUACAGAUGACCGAAAAGGUCAAAGUAACCCUGAAAGAGGGGGACAUUUUGGAAACCUUCAGAGAGUCGGAGCAUUUGCCAGUCACAAGAGCAUUAAAGAUCUGAAGACUGACAUUGAGGAUGUGCCAUUCAUCAGUCUUCUCAACAACAGAGUGUCGAGUGUUCCAGAGUGUGCCACAAGCUCCAAUGUGUCCGUCACACCCACGGGCAGUACCGGGAACAUGCAGACCUCCAACUCGGCAGGCAGUGAUACAAACAAGAGUAACUGCAGUGAGACAGCUCUCGAUGAUUUUGUUAUGGUCGAGCUGAAAACUCCAUUUGCUGGAGUGGAUGCAAACACCGACCUGGGCCAAUUUUACCGGGACUGUCAAGGAGCUCCACAACUCAGUAUGUGUGAAGACGAACCGGAAUUCAAUGAGGCUCUGGAGGAGGUGACCUCACAGUUGGCAAAGUUUGAAUCGAACAUGAAAGAUUUUGAUGAUUUUGUGCUUUCUUUACGUGACACUGACUCCAGUGACUAAAUAUUUAUUUCACAUUAAAAGAGUUUCUUGACCAAAGGUUAAACAUUUUGAUUUUGUUAAUCAAAAAGCAGAAUUAUAUGUAGUUUCUAAAAAUGGCAUUGAUUGCUCAGUGUUGUGUGGGCCCUGUGUUUAUUCAGCUAAACAGUCUUGAUAAAGUGUUAUGAUGAAUAGCAGGUACAGGUAGUUCAUGUGUGGACCUUUGCUUGUUAUGGUUUUAAAGUCUAUAUACAAGGCUUUCAAUUUUAAUAAAAUUUUGCCCGUACAAGUAACUUGUAGUUAAAAGUGUGGAUUUUAAUGUUUUAUAAGCACAGGACCGGAUGUAUAAUUUUCUGCAAUUGUAUGCAUCACAUACAAAAGGCUUGAUAUACAUGUACAUUCAUUAUUUUUUUCUCAAGGAAGUGGAAUAUGAGAUGAAUGUUAACUGAAAGGUGUGAUAGAGGCAAAUUAAGAAAAGGUUGCAUGGAAUUUGUGUUUUUCCAUUUAUUCUUAAAACUGUUGAAAAGUCAUCUAAUGGUUGUUGUUUUUUUGUACCAAGGUCCCAUUUUGAUUCAGUUAUCACUACAAAGUCUUGAGUUCUCAUUUACUAUGUACAGAUUUAUCGUCCUCAACAUGUUGUAAGUUUACUAAAGCUGAAUUCGAUAACAGAUUGGUGCAGAUAUCUUGAACCUGAUAUGGUGUGUGCUUUUUUAUUGUUUUGUGCAGUGUUUGUUGUCCUUAGCCUGUGAAUAUUACUUAUUCAAAUAAACAUGCUGAUUCUUCUUUUCUUUUUUAAUAGAAAGGGGAGAAAUAACAUUGAAAAUAGCACAUUCCUGUGUACACAAUAUUUUAAAAUUGAUGAUUAGUGAUUUUGUUGCAAUGUACUUACAUUUCAACACUAACAAGUAUUAUUUUAAUAAGUCGGCUUGUGAUAUUUAUACAUGUACAUCAUUGUCGAGUGAAAACCGAGAAUUGCUAGUAUAUAUUAUAAUUUUUAUUUCAUUAUUGGGGUUUGGUGAGGGCUGAAAGGGGCAUUCCUAGUUCAUAAACCCCGAUACAGCCCAUACAUGUACAUUGUAUUUCCCAUUUCCACGAAUGUAAACAUAAUGUUAAAAGCCUACAUUACAAAAAUACCCAUUUGUUUUACUGCUUGAUUAAUCCCAGAACUAAUAACUGACAAUAAUAAAAAUACCCAAAACAAAAUUAAAACUAAAUAAUAAAACCAUAUAUUACAAAAAACAACUCAAUAACCCAAGAAAGGAUCCUAAAUAUUUUGUUACUGAAGCACUUGAUAACAUUUUCCUCAAAGUAAUGUUCUUUUAGUGUUCAUGCAAAAUGUCAAUUCCAGUGAAAUCAUAUUUUUUAAAUGUAUGUCAUGUAUAAGUAUAUUAUAUAUCCGAGCAAUAUAUGGAAUUACAUGUACAUGUACAUGUAUGCAUCACAGUAUACACAUGUAGUUGCUUCAUUCAACUCCCCCAUGUACAGAAAUAUAGCAGCUGUUGUGAUUAAUGUAAGGAAUCUCCAACUAUAUCAGUCCUACAAUUAUGUUUUAAAUAAGAGUAUAGUGAUAGAAAGUUAUAAGGGAUCACAGAAAGACGAAAGCAGAGAAUGACUGCAACCAAUAAUCUCAUCCAUGGUGCCAGGACGUUAACCACAUUAUUCACACUUGGUACCACAUUUUGUAUUAUAUACAGACAUUACUAUGCUACAUGUAGUAGUGACUGAAAUUUGGUAUACAAUACCUUGUGUUCCCUUAUUUGAUUCAGGAUAAGUCUGCAUGUACAAAAUAACAGAGUUUAUUCAUUGCAAGCUUCACAUGUUUAACCACAACUUCCACGAUUGACCAAAAUAGCAUGAUCCUCAUGUACACAUGAAUAAGUUAGCUGUUAUUGUUAAGUUCAGUGUAUAUCUGUUAUUUAUUUAAUGAAUGGUAACAAUGCAUGCUAGUAUUUGCACUACCAUUACAGAUAUUUUGUCCUACAAAAGUUUAAGUAAACAAUAUUUUGUUAUAUCUCAUCUUUAUUUACGGUUUAAUAAUGUUUAUACAAAAUGUACACUUCAGUUUGGAAUGAUGUGAAAAAUGGAUCCAUCUUUAAUGGAUAAAUUUCAUUGAUACUUAAUAAGUCCUAAACUGAUGAUCAGUAACAAAUACCUUUACCUUCCGAUUCCGAUAAUUUGUUUUACAGCUUAAAUUGAGAUAAUUACUGUUGCUUGGUUUGCAACAAUAUUUUUGUGACGAAACAGACAUUCUUAGAGAGUAAAUAUUGUUGCAAUGAGAGGACUUUUGUUUGUAUGCACUUGGAUAAAAAAGUUGGUAGCAUAGAUAUUUGUGUUACAUGGGAUUGUAAUUUGUUUUGGUUUGUGACAUCAUGCAUUGUGGUAAAUUCCAUUCAUUGUUGUGAUUUGUGUAUACGAGUAGUAUGUACUCUGAAUAUAGAAUCAUGUUGUUCAAUAAGCUAUUUUGUGCUAGUUAUCCAGUCAUGAACACAUGAAAAGACUUGUGAUAUACACAUACAAAUUGCUGAAUAAAAAUUAAAUAAUUUCA
This is a messenger RNA of Gigantopelta aegis, 4117 nucleotides long. Its product is annotated as autophagy-related protein 13-like. The coding region runs from base 205 to 1596 and encodes 463 amino acids. Lineage: Eukaryota; Metazoa; Mollusca; Gastropoda; Neomphalida; Peltospiridae. Gene Ontology annotation, biological process: piecemeal microautophagy of the nucleus; autophagosome assembly; protein localization to phagophore assembly site. Gene Ontology annotation, cellular component: phagophore assembly site; extrinsic component of membrane; cytosol. The transcript is spliced from 5 exons. The record is from RefSeq and is a predicted model, not a curated record.